AUGGCUUCUGUUGCGAUUGGUGUAUCCAUCGAUUCACCGCUAUCCGCGGCUGCUUGUCCACUGCGCCAGCCAUUGGAAUACAAGUCCAAAGUACCGAACUGGGGAAAACCAAGGUACACGCCAGCCGACGUCACGGUGGUCAUCCCUACCAUCCACAACCGUCUCUCGGAGCUGCGGCCCCAGCUCGAGAGCAUCUUGGCCUGCCGGCCAGCCAAGCUGGUGCUCGUGACUACGUGGAGCAAGUAUAAGGCGCUAGGUCGCGUGGCUGAGACGUUACAAAAUCCGGGCUCCACGGAAAUUGCAGUGCUACACGUGGACAAGGCAAACAAACGACUGCAAGUUUGCAAGGCGUUCGAGGACGACCAUGUCACCACGGCCAUCACUGUUAUGGCGGGCAACGAUGUGGAGUGGCCAUCCACCUUGAUGCUGUGGCUUCUGGCGCCUUUUGAAGAGAACAAUAUGGGCGGUGUCGGGACGUGCCAAAGGGUGAAGCGCCUCGUCGACGGAGAUAUCAUGACUCACAUCUUCAACUGGCUCGGCGCCGCCUACAAAGAGCGGCGGAACUUUGAGAUCUCGGCGACGCACAACAUCAACGGCGGGACAUCUUGCACACACCGCCACCCCCACCCCGUUGGCCUUCCUGAUCGACCCGCUCUUGCUGUUCUCGUGCUGGUGGGGUACGGAGAACUGGGAGCCCAGGAAUCGCCAGAGUUAAGCGACGCCAUUCAAACCAGAAUUACCAAAAGCGCGUGUUGGAGGAUACGCUGCUUUUGGCUGAGGAAGAUGUCAUGUGGAACCCCGCAACAGACCGACCACAGGGAAAAGGGGUUCAGGGAAAGCGACAGACUCUGGACCCAGAUCUACUCCGAGCGCUAUGCCUUUGACGCCGCUCCCCAGGAUGCGGACCACAUCAAGCUGCUCACCAAGAUAGAUAUGGUCAAGUUCUUUAAGGAGUACAUCCACCCCACCUCGCCGUCGAGAGCGAAGCUUGUCGUCUAUCUUGAGGCGAGCGGCGUGCCAACAAAGAAGAUUUCCGAAUUGAUCCGGACGCUGGGGCUCGACACCUUCUGCCAAGGCCGCCACUAA
Messenger RNA from Chaetomium globosum CBS 148.51, 1086 nucleotides. RefSeq lists its product as uncharacterized. Gene Ontology annotation, molecular function: metal ion binding. Lineage: Eukaryota; Fungi; Ascomycota; Sordariomycetes; Sordariales; Chaetomiaceae. The coding region runs from base 1 to 1086 and encodes 361 amino acids. The transcript has 5 exons. The record is from RefSeq and is a predicted model, not a curated record.